Nematolebias whitei (Rio pearlfish) is the source of this 3008-nucleotide messenger RNA. RefSeq names its product protein MTSS 1. Gene Ontology annotation, biological process: plasma membrane organization; positive regulation of actin filament bundle assembly; adherens junction maintenance. Gene Ontology annotation, molecular function: phospholipid binding; actin binding. NCBI's taxonomy places the organism in Eukaryota, Metazoa, Chordata, Actinopteri, Cyprinodontiformes, Rivulidae. The transcript has 16 exons. The record is from RefSeq and is a predicted model, not a curated record. Bases 385 to 2889 code for a protein of 834 amino acids. Gene Ontology annotation, cellular component: cytoplasmic side of plasma membrane; actin cytoskeleton.
GUUUACCUGCCUAUCCUUCGACGGAGUUUCGUUUCCAAACAAACACCUGUGAGGAGUUCUGGUUCUCUGGCGGACUGCUAAGAGUCCUUCCCCGGUGUGGUCAUGGAUGUGAGCGGGUCAUUGUGGAUGAAAGAUUUCAACGUCUCCUCUCGUCCCAACAGCAGCUUCUGUUGACUUUAAACGGACUUCCUCGGUACCUCCGGACUCUGGUUGAAAUAUUUCAAAAGUUACUUUUUCUUUGUUUUUGACCACUAGCAUUUUUACUGCUCGUUCUGUCCGCUUGGAUUCAUCCCUUUAAUAAGUUUUUUGGUGUUCCGGGGAGCGGACGCGGCGGAGUGAACAGGGCUCUCCGGGUCGGGACCGAGGCUGGACUCGGUUCUGAAAAUGGAGGUUGUUCUGGAGAAGGAAUGCAGCGCGCUGGGAGGACUCUUCCAGACUCUGAUCGGAGACAUGAAGAGCAGCUACCCGAUCUGGGAGGAUUUUAUCACCAAGGCAGGAAAACUGCAGUCACAGCUUCGGGCAACAGCAGGAGCUGUGUCUGCCUUCCUGGAUGCUUUUCAGAAAGUGGCUGACCUGGCUACCAGCUCCAGAGGAGGCACCAGAGAUAUUGGGUCAGCACUGACGAGAAUCUGUAUGAGGCAUCGUAACAUGGAGGCUAAACUGAAACAGUUCUCAUUGUGUUUCCUGGAGGGUUUGAUCAGCCCCCUGCAGGAGCAGAUGGAGGAGUGGAAGAGAGGCGUCAACACCUUAGACAAGGACCACGCAAAAGAGUUCAAAAGAGCUCGACAGGAAAUCAAGAAGAAGUCUUCAGACACGCUUAAACUCCAGAAAAAAGCAAAGAAAGGACGUGGUGAUUUUCAGCCUCAGCUGGACAGUGCGAUGCAGGACGUCAGUGAUAAAUUCAUUCUCUUGGAGGAAACGGAGAAACAAGCUUUGAGGAAGGCUCUGAUCGAGGAGAGACAGAGGUUCUGCUGUUUUGUAGCCAUGCUGCAGCCUGUAGUGGAUGAGGAGAUCUCUAUGCUGGCAGAAGUUUCCCAUCUCCAGACCAUCUCUGAGGACCUCAAGGCCCUGACCUCGGACCCCCACAAGCUUCCUCCUGCCAGUGAACAAGUGAUAUUGGACCUAAAGGGCUCAGAUUAUUAUUGGUCAUAUCAAACACCACCCUCAUCCCCGAGCACCACCAUGUCCAGGAAGUCCAGCAUGUGCAGUAGUCUGAACAGCGUUAACAGUAGUGACUCCAGAGGAUCCAGUGGCUCUCACUCUCAUUCUCCUUCCUCCUCUUCUUCCUCCUCUUCUUCACACCACGUCUUUCAUCAUUGUCACCCCCGCCAUCGACACCGCAGCUCCACAGCACCCCAGCAGGCCCCAGCUCGGCUCUCUAGCAUCUCUUCCCACGAUUCGGGCUUCAUUUCGUCAUCGCAGGACCAAAACGCAUUGUUCAUCUCCUCCUCCCCACUGGCUGCUGAGACAAAGCCUUGUCCCACUUCCAGCUCCCCUGAGAAUGCAGAAACUGGGCAGCUUCACGUUGAAUGCAACUCCCCCUCCUCUUUGGCUGCUGCUGCGCUUCAGUCCACUCCUGAAGAGUUGUCCAAUGGUUUCGACCACUACAGUCCAGCCAGUCCCCCCUACCUGCAGAGCAAUGGGGGCUCAGCCUUCCCCUUCUUCCCUCCAUCCUCCCCCUCAUCCUCCACCUACGGUCCUUCCCGCUCAUGGUCACGUCCAGCCUCAGCUUUGCUGCCAGACUUCCCCAGCUACUGCAUGUUGGGUUCCCCCAUGGUGCCUUCAUCACGAGUCCCCAGCUGGAAGGACUGGGCAAAACCUGGACCCUACGAUCAGCCUAUGGUUAACACACUGAGGAGGAAGAAAAACAAGGAGACUCCAGCUGUGGUGGACAUUAAUGGGAGCGUAACCAGUGAGAUCACCCCCCCUUCAGGCCAUGCUUCAGUCUCAGCUCCUUCUGCUGGGCUACAAACACCAAGCCUGUUGGAAGACAGGGACAGGACCAUGGCUGCACCUCAGAAGGUGGAUCCUAUGGAGGCCCCUGAUGAACUGACCCUGGUCUUAUCAGGGAGUCUGGAGCUGGACACCCAGCGCUCCAGUAGAGACUCCAUCCAGUGCUCCAGUGGCUACAGCACUCAGACCAACACACCGUGCUGCUCUGAAGACACCAUACCCUCACAAGUCUCAGAUUAUGACUACUUCUCCAUGGCUGGAGACCAGGAUCCUGAGCAGCAGCAGCAGCAGCAGUCAGACUUUGACAAGUCCUCCACCAUCCCCAGGAACAGCGACAUCAGUCAGUCCUACAGACGCAUGUUCCAGACCAAACGACCGGCCUCCACAGCCGGGCUGCCCAGCUCUCAGCCUCCUGCUUCUGGACCUGGGGGGCCGUACCCCGCCACACCCAACCACACCGCAGCAUAUCCCUACACUGCUGCUGGGCUGUACCAUCCUCCUCCUUCAGGCCAUGGUCCAGUCAUUGUCACCCCAGGCGUGGCUACAAUUCGCCGCACACCUUCCAAACCCUCAGCCCGCCGCUCAGGCUCCUUGGGUGCAGGUCCCAUUCCCAUCCGGACCCCCGUGGUGCCUGUGAAACCCCCCACAGUGCCUGGAGCUGUGAAUGGGGUCAGGAGUGCAGAGGAGGUGGAGGGCGGAGAGUCCAGCUCAGAUUCUCCAACACUUUCAGGACACAAGGAGGUUGGUUUGCUUCCUGUGGCAUCCUGGAGCAGUCAGGCCUCCAGCAACCUGCCCACUGCACCCCCGCCCCACCAGCUGACCCAGCAGCACCAAGAGGGAGCAGGAGAGGAAGCAAACAUGCUGGUGGCCAUCCGCAAGGGGGUCAAACUCAAGAGAACCCUCACCAACGAUCGCUCUGCACCGCUCAUCGUGUGAUGAUGUCAUCUGGUCGGCAGGCGGGGUCACAGGAAGCAUGUGACCUCUUGUCCAGGACACGGAGCAUCUUCUGAACAGUGUUUGGUCAAAAGCUUUGUAAAAACAAAUCUUGUUCUGAG